This is a messenger RNA of Cimex lectularius (bed bug), 2352 nucleotides long. Its product is annotated as spermatogenesis-associated protein 6. Lineage: Eukaryota; Metazoa; Arthropoda; Insecta; Hemiptera; Cimicidae. Gene Ontology annotation, molecular function: myosin light chain binding. The coding region runs from base 670 to 1881 and encodes 403 amino acids. The record is from RefSeq and is a predicted model, not a curated record. Gene Ontology annotation, biological process: spermatogenesis. The transcript has 11 exons.
UUGAGGUUGUUGGUAACAUCGCUAAACUUCACAAGUUCUCACCUCAAAUCAACACCUACGACAAACGGGAUUUCAUUCUUUUUGAGCUGCUGUUAUUAGACCUUAUCUCGAUUUAACUUUACCAAUAAAUUAUUGAUUUCUUUAUGCUCUUAUUCAUUUGUUCUCCUCUGUAUUUUAUUUUCCAUUCGAUAUCCUGUCAUAGUCAACUCGAGCCCCUGGAUAAACUCUUGUUGUUUCAAAUGGUUGCUGAUGGCAACUGGCAAUUAAGGCGUUAUUUAAUGUUUUUUUAGUUUGAAGUUCACCUGAAUUGUGUUAACGGUGAUAAUAAAAUUCAUUGUUUUUAUGUGUUUUUGUUGGAAACUUCGAAGUUUGGGCUUUUAGAAUCAAAACUGGCGUGGGGCAGGAGAAGGAGAAGGAGGCCGUCAGGUGAUUCUCCAGGGUCGAUCGAUUAAUAAAAAAAGGCCUGGCGUGAUGGUGAUAAAUAAAUUAACAGGAAAAAAACAGCUGUAAAAGUUUGAUCGUUAAAGCUUUUUCCCCUUUUCACCUCCUUCUUCUUCUUCUUCCUCCAAGAGCCUAGGUUUCUUUUAUCUCUUGCGCGUACCAUCGAAGUUGUUUUUUUUGUAAUUAGUUCCGAGUUCUUCCCCAUAACGGACUGGGAAAUGGCCAGCAAUGUUCAGUAAGGUGUACAACGUGUCCGUUUUCUUCGAUUUACUAUCCGUAAACUGCCCAGGGGUAUGGCUUUGUCCCAAAGGUACGGUCUUCAUAAAGGUGACCAUGUUCGGCGUGUCCGACGUGACGAAGGAGGUCGGGCCGACGUUCCCUCUCGUCUUCAACGAACGUUUCACUUUUCACAAGGCGUUCAAGCAGCUCGCCUCGCUCGGCAAUUUACACAGGGAGCUGGAGACUUCCAGGAUAUCCAUGGAACUACUCCAGUUCCCGGCGGCGAAAAACGACCCUAUCCGGCUCGCCAUCUUCUCCUCGACUCUGGCCGACAUCCUCUACACUCCUCUGACGGGAUACAAGUCGAAGGAGACCUCUGCAGACUUAGACUUGCUAUUCUGUCCUUGUUCCAUCUUCCCGGGGAUAAUAGCACCUAAGGCGGAAGUCUCGACCAAACUGGCCAUCGUGGAGACGACUGAAAAAGUAUCAGCCGAUGGUAAACACUCCAUGAUACCUGCGACCGUCUCAUCCAGGAGCUGCACGAUGAGAAAAAAGACGGACGCGAAGAUAAUCAGGCAGCACCCGGUCUGCCACACGAAAAACAACGUAUACUGCAAGUGUUUGAACGGACCUCGUGUGUCUUCAUCAAUGAAACUCUUCUCAGGAGGAGACUCGAAAAAGUCCGAGAAGAGCAGGCGGCUCAUCAAAUCCGGCGGAUCUUCUCCCAUGUCGAAGAAGAGGUGCGACGACUGUUCUUCUUGCUCGUCAAUAUUCCCAUUUGAGAGCAGGUCCUUAGAGAAGUCGCCGUCCCAGAAGGGCAGCGUACGUGAGUACAUAGUCGCCCACCACUACGCCACUCGUACCAACAAAGUUCCCGUCGUAUCCGGGCCGGAGUUGGACAGCAUAUGCGACUGCCAGCUUUGCAAGAGGUACGAGCUUUAUUUCAGGGAGCGGACGGACGACGGGAGGCGCAGCUGUUGCAAAUGCGCCUGCAACCAGCCUUCCUCGGAGAGCGCCCUGUCAAAUCCCAAGAUGGCCAGGAGCAGGAGCGGUGAUCACGAGUGUCACAGCCCUGUCAGAUUCCGUCAUAAAAAGUCCAGAAAGUGUUGCUCCGUUUUCUGCCUUGACGGUGGUGAUCCGAGGCUCGAGCUGGAAGCGGCCCUCGACAGCUUCAACAGCAGGCUAGUGCAAAACAGGAAACUUAUUAACCGUUAUUAUUAAAAUGAAAUUAUAUUCUUCUAAAAAAUCCAGACAAUUUUUUCCGCCCCCUAUUUCUUUCCCACUUUUGAAAAUUGGAUCAAGAUAAUUUAUUAUUUGCAAAAAUUUAGUUUAUAUUCGACAAGAUCUGUAGCAAUUUUGUUGGAAAUAAUUUGAUCCCUUAUGCAGCUAAAUAGUUCCUCUUUAAUGAUGUUUGCUGAUCAAUUCUUUGCUCCACAUGUCAAGUAUGGCGAUUUUGAUACAAGAAACAAGUUUGUUUUUUUUAAAUGAAAAAAGUACUCGGCCUUCCAGACUCAACCCAAACUACAUUAUAUAAGAUAACUAUAUGACAGUUUUGAAGAUCAUCAGAUGUAACAGUUUGAUAGAUUGUCAGGUCUCACGGUUUAAUAAAAACCUCAGAUCCGACAGUUUGCAAGAUCAUCAGAUCUGACAGUUUGAUAAUUGUCAGGUCCGAUGCUUUAAUAAUAUCGUCAA